AUGACACCUUCGGAUAUUGCAAAUGAAGCCCUCAACUCCACCCUUGAGGCUGUGCAACCGCUCAUGAAGCGCUGUAUGAAAUUGAAGGAAAGCGACCCAACCGCAUUGAUAUUCUCCAAUGAGAUCGCCAGACGGGUGGCAAAAGAUUUGAAGCUUUAUGGGGGCGCUGCCACAUCGUUUUCCCCUCAGCUGCUGUCUUGUGCAGCCGUAAUACGGCAGCAUUCAAAAGCUGGGGCAUUUGUAUCAUUGCCUGACUGGAACUCCAUGGUCGACAAUGACCCGCGCAUUAAGACACACCCAUGGUUCCACAAGACUGUAGGUUAUCGUCCUCCGCCCCCCGCAUAUCCCGACGCAGAACCAGAACCCAGCAUGUCGUCAUCCACUGUUCCGGCGGAGCCAAAUUCAACGAGAGGGACUCUCGUAAUUGCAUCAAAGGCCCCAGACCUCAUUCAGUCGCUCCAUGUUGUCCCGGAGGUGCAACCAAGCAUAGCUGAGUUGCUACCUCCCGCUGCACCUGUUGUGGAACCUCUCAUAUCAGGUGGCAAUACACCAACCUGCCAGCCACAGAAAAGGAAACUGGAAACAAACGGCAGCGAACCCGAACCAAGUUUGGUACCCCAGAAGCCGGUUGAGAAACGACGGAGAAAGUUUGCGUCGGAUGAAGAGGGAAAUGGUGCCACUGGCACCAUUCAUGUGAAGGUGACAUUCAGAGCAUUACUUUGUUUGUUGCUAAUGGCGUUGUCCGUGAAAGCCCGCAAUCCUGUGGCUCCCACGGCGACAUCUCCAUCCGAAAUUGUGGACGAGAGAGGUUUUUGGGAUGCAGAAUCCAGG
This is a messenger RNA of Suillus discolor, 831 nucleotides long. RefSeq lists its product as uncharacterized. The annotation marks the transcript as partial. The record is from RefSeq and is a predicted model, not a curated record. NCBI's taxonomy places the organism in Eukaryota, Fungi, Basidiomycota, Agaricomycetes, Boletales, Suillaceae. The transcript has 4 exons.